AUGCCUGGCAUUCUCCUGCGACAGCCCGAUACCGACGCUGUUGCUAUGGCAGGCACUACCGCCCGGUCCGAUUUCUACCUCAUCGCGAGCGAGGAUGCGAUCUACGAGCAGGAUAUCCUUCGCAACCCGGGCAGCGUGCGACCAUGGCUGACCUACAUCGACUACAAGCUACGAAACGGCACGCUCCACGAGCAGGCCUUCAUUAUGGAGCGAGCAUGCGUUCAACUGCCACGGUCGUACAAGCUGUGGAAGAUGUAUCUCGAUUUCCGAAUCAAGCAUCUCAAGAAGAAAAAUCCCGUCAAGUUCAAGGCCGAGUUCAACAAGGUCAACGCUUUGUUCGAGAAGGCGCUGAUCUUGUUGAACAAAAUGCCAGUCAUCUGGGAGACCUAUUUGACUUUUCUGCUACGCCAGCCAUUCGUGACAAGGACUAGACGAACGUUUGACCGGGCGCUCCAAGCUCUGCCAGCCACCCAGCACAAUCGGAUAUGGAAGCUCUACAAAGCCUUUGCAGACUCGGCGUCUGGCGAGACUGCGGUGAAAGUAUGGGCUAGAUAUGUUCAGAUACACCCAGAAGACACGGAGGAUCUGAUCGAUCGGCUCGUUGAUACGGGACACUAUCGUGAAGCCGUCAAGCGGUACAUACAAAUUCUCGAUAACCCCAAGUUCCGAUCGAAGCACGUCAAAAGCGACUUUCAGCUAUGGACGGACAUGGUGGAGUUGAUUGUUAAUAAGGCCCGCGAAAUUGGCGAUAGCUCAACUUCGGGAAUUGAUGCAAACGCCAUCAUCCGCAGUGGCAUCGUGCGCUUCCCCGACCAGCGAGGUCGAUUUUGGGCGGCAUUGGCUACUUACUGGAUUACAAGGGGCGACUUCGAACAAGCGCGGGAUGUGUUUGAGGAGGGCAUCACGACCGUUAUGACCGUUAGGGAUUUUACGAUGAUUUUCGACGCGUAUGUGGAGUUCGAGGAGACAGUGAUAUCUUCGUUGAUGGAGGCUGCUUCAGCUCGUGCCGCGAAAGGGAAGGUCGACGCAGAGAAAGAUUUCGACCUUGAUGUGGGCAUGUUGCGUUUUGAGCACUUGAUGGAUCGUCGGCCGUUUCUGGUCAACGACGUGUUGCUCCGUCAAAAUCCAAGCAACGUUGUGGAAUGGGAGAAGAGGAUAGCGCUCUGGAAGGACAACAAGGAGCAGGUGGUUCAGACAUACACGGACGCGAUCGCGGCGACGAACCCGAGGAAAGCCGUGGGCAAAUUUCACGAACUCUGGCUCAACUAUGCCAAGUUGUAUGAGGAGGGAGGAGAUCUCGACACAGCUCGCAUUAUCCUCGACAAGGCCGUCAAGGUACCAUACAAGGCCGUAGUCGAGUUGGCGGACACAUGGAUCGGAUGGGCUGAAAUGGAGCUAAGGAACGAGAACUUCGAGGCUGCCAUGAAUGUCAUGGCCGCCGCUACCAAAGCGCCUAAGCGAAGUACGGUCGACUACUUUGACGAAACACUGUCGCCACAACAGAGGAUUCACAAAUCGUGGAAGGUUUGGUCUUUUUAUGUCGACCUCGUCGAAUCAGUUGGUGAUAUCAGUGAGACACGGGCCAUAUACGACCGAAUCUUUGAGCUCCGCAUCGCAACACCUCAAACGGUGGUCAACUACGCCAACCUGCUGGAGGAACACGGGUACUUUGAGGAAUCUUUCAAGGUCUACGAACGCGGACUGGACCUCUUCUCUUAUCCUGUGGCCUUUGAGCUCUGGAAUCUCUACCUCACCAAGGCCGUGGAUAGGAAGAUCGAGAUCGAGCGGCUUCGCGACCUCUUUGAACAGGCAGUCGAAAACGUGCCGGCGCAAUUUGCCAGGGCCAUCUUUAUGAUGUAUGGCGCUCUUGAGGAAGAACGAGGGCUCGCACGGUCUGCUAUGCGCAUCUACGAGCGAGCCACCCGUGCCGUCUCGGACGAGGAUAGACAGACCAUGUUCGACUUCUACAUCGCGAAGUCGGCACAGAACUUUGGCCUCACAUCGUCUCGCCCGAUCUAUGAGCGCGCCAUCGCUGCAUUACCUGACCAGGAGGCCAAAGAGAUGUGCCUCAAGUUCGCCGAGAUGGAGCGACGCCUGGGAGAGAUUGACCGUGCAAGGGCCAUCUACGGACACGCCAGCCAAUUUGCCGAUCCACGCGUCGAUGCCGCAUUCUGGCGCACGUGGGAGCAGUUCGAGGUGGCGCACGGCAACGAGGAUACCUUCAAGGAGAUGCUACGCAUCAAACGCAGUGUGGCGGCGCAAUUUAACACCGACAUCAACUUCAUCGCCAGUCAGGCUGUGGCCAAGGGCCAACAAGCAGCUGCUCUCAAUGGAAAACACGAUGAAGGGCAUGACGGGGAGGCGAAGGACGCAAUGGCUGCGCUGGAGAGGCAGGCACGUGCGCCGGUCGGCUUCGUUGCUGCCUCCUCCGGCCCAGAGGGUGGGAAUCGAGCUCCGCAGCCUGCACCGGCCGCAGCACCAGCAGCAAAUCCGGACGCGCUGGACGUUGAUAUCGACGAUGACGACUGA
Molecule: messenger RNA, 2529 nt
Organism: Cyphellophora europaea CBS 101466
Lineage: Eukaryota; Fungi; Ascomycota; Eurotiomycetes; Chaetothyriales; Cyphellophoraceae
Product: pre-mRNA-splicing factor syf1
Exons: 1
Coding region: 1-2529 (842 amino acids)
Biological process (GO): mRNA splicing, via spliceosome; generation of catalytic spliceosome for first transesterification step
Cellular component (GO): Prp19 complex; post-mRNA release spliceosomal complex; U2-type catalytic step 2 spliceosome
Molecular function (GO): protein binding
Source: RefSeq, a predicted model, not a curated record